GGCUGGCUCGCCUGGAGUUUGGUACAUUUCAUCUUAACCCGAGUUGCUUUGGCUGAAAGAGAGAGAGGAGAAGCAGCUGAUGGUGGAAAAGUAUCCAAGUUGCGGAGCACCUCGGCACAGAAUCCCUCCGCAGUGUGUAGGGGGGAGGCUGCCGUUCACCCCCCUCUCUCUCUGCCCCUCCCUCGCAAACAUGCAGGAGCGGGCAGACCUGCACUGAAUGGGGCAGAUGUGGCACGGGCUUGCAUCCGGCAGCAAUGGUUUGAUCAGAGGGCUGGUGAAGUUUAAUUUUCCUUUGACAGCGAUAUCAGUAUCCGAGCGCUGGGUGAAACAGAGCCCGGCUUGGGGAACUGGCCCAGAAGACCUGAUUUACCAUGAAUUCUGUCUCCACAAGCAAGGAGCGAGCAGCCUUCGCAAGGAAUCGGAAGCAUGUGGGGUCGGCGGAGAGUUACUCGCCCACAAAACUGGCAAGCUUCGCCCCAGAAAUCUGGUCCAGGAAAGGAUUUCAGAUGUACGAGGAUUCCCGGGUUGCCCACCGACCCGCCCCGGAGGGUGCUGGUUCCGUGCCGGGUUCGGGCACCGCUUCACCCGCUUCCAGCACCGGUUCUCCCGGUUCGUCCGGCGGCUCGCCGGGAUCUCUGGCCGGGUCAUCGCCAGGGUCGUCGAGUACCGGCUCCCCGGGCUCAGCCACCGGCUCCCUGGGGUCGGGAGGCUCGGACGAUAAAGGGAUUUGGUGCGAGAGCUGCAACACCAGGCUGGUGGAACUCAAGAGGCAAGCGUUGAAAAUGAUGGUCCCGGGCGCCUUCCCCAGUAAGGACCCGGCUCUCUCGGCGCUGAUUCACGACAAGCUGCAAGUGCCCAACACCACACGCCGGGCCUGGAACGAUCGCGACAACCGGUGUGACGUCUGCGCCACCCACCUGAACCAGCUGAAGCAGGAGGCCCUGCAGAUGGUGCAGACACUGCAGCAGGCAGCCUCUCUGGAGCCACUCGAGCCCUCGCCUGGAUCCCCCCCACCUCCCUCCAGCAUCCCCUCGCUGGUGGGCUCGCGCAACGGCGGCUCCCUUCCGCCGCCCCGCGAAUGGGCCUUCAUCCCCACUGCCUACGCCUCCAGCAACGCCUACGCCGGCCUCCUCAGCAACAAGCACGCCGGCAAGCCCAACUCACUAGGCCUCGGGGCAGAGAAGAAAGGCAGCACAUCCGGGCACCCGGUCUCCAAGGGAGGGCUCCAUGUGCCCACCAGCCCCAGCAACGGCAACAUCCUCAGCUCCGUCACCAUCCAAGCCCACCAGUACCUGGAGGGAGCCUGGUCAGUGUCCCGGUCCAAUGGAGUGACCCUCUACCCCUACCCGAUAUCCCAGCUGAUGUCAGACAACUGCCGGGAAGGAUUGACUGAGGCUGUCCUCAACCGCUACAACUCGGACAAGCCGUCGGUGUACAGCUUCUCAGGCUCCCAGAGCACCUACGUGACGAGCGUGGCCUCCAGCGGGACCUCGGCCGCAGCCUCCUUCUUCGUCAGAGCCGCCCAGAAGCUCAACCUGUCUUCCAAGAAGAAGAAGCACCACCGGCCUCCUGCCCCAAAUGUGUCCGAGCCCCUACCCUUUCCAACCAACUUCAGCGGCAUCCUGCAGACGUCCUCCCCCCCAGCACCGCCGUGCCUGCUUCGGGCCAUCAGCAAGGUGAAGGACAAUCCCGGGAUUGGCAAGGUAAAAGUCAUGCUGCGAAUCUGUCCGGCCUCCAUGGGGGACUUGUCCGAAUCCAGCUGCUUCUUCAAGGUGGACCCUCGUAAGAAGCAGAUUACCCUGUAUGACCCUCCGGUGAACGGGCUGCAGAACUCCUCUCAGAAGAGAGGCUGUCUAGUGCCGCCAAAGAUGUUUGCCUUUGAUGCCGUCUUCCCGCAGGACUCUUCGCAGGCUGAAGUUUGUGCUGGGACUGUAGCAGAAGUCAUCCAGUCCGUGGUGAAUGGGGCUGACGGCUGCGUCUUCUGCUUUGGCCACACCAAACUAGGGAAGUCGUACACAAUGAUUGGGAGAGAUGACUCUAUGCAGAACCUGGGUAUCAUCCCCUGUGCCAUCUCCUGGCUUUUCAAACUGAUUAACGAGAGGAAGGAGAAGACGGGAGCUCGUUUCUCAGUCCGGGUCUCGGCAGUCGAAGUGUGGGGGAAGGAAGAAAACCUGAAGGACCUACUGUCUGAGGUGGCCACAGGCAGUCUGCAGGACGGCCAGUCUCCUGGAGUCUACCUUUGUGAGGACCCCAUCUGUGGCAUGCAGCUGCAGAACCAGAGUGAACUCCGCGCGCCAACGCCGGAGAAGGCCGCCUACUUCCUGGACGCCGCCAUCGCCUCGCGGCGCAGCAGCCGCUCGGGAUGCGACGAGGAGGAGCUGCGCAACUCCCACAUGCUCUUCACCCUGCACAUCUACCAGUACCGCAUGGAGAAGAGCGGCAAGGCCGGAAUGUCAGGAGGUCGCAGUCGUCUACACCUCAUUGACCUGGGGAGCUGCGUCAAGGUGCUCAGCAAAAGUCGCGAGGGCGGCUCCGGACUCUGCCUCUCCCUGUCUGCACUGGGGAAUGUCAUCCUGGCUCUGGUUAACGGCACCAAGCACAUCCCGUACAAGGAGAGCAAGCUCACCAUGCUGCUGCGAGAGUCCCUCGGCAAUCUGAACUGCCGGACCACCAUGAUCGCCCACAUCUCGUCCUCCUCCAGCCACUACUCCGAGACCCUGUCCACCAUCCAGAUCGCCUCCAGGGUGCUCCGAAUGAAGAAGAAGAAGACAAAGUACACCUCCAGCUCAUCUGGAGGCGAGAGCUCCUGCGAAGAGGGACGAAUGCGGCGGCCAACGCAGCUGCGGCCUUUCCACCCGCGGGCCGGGACUGACCCGGACCUGCCCAUGCUGAACUUGGCGGGAGAGCCCGAUUACUCCUCCAGCAGCGAGCAGUCGUGCGACACCGUGAUCUACGUGGGCCCCAACGGCGCCGCGCUCUCCGACAAAGAGCUGACGGACAACGAGGGCCCGCCCGAGUUCGUCCCCAUCAUCCCCUCGCUGCAGAGGGCCCGAAAGGAGGCGGGGCCGGAGGGAGGGGCAGAGGGGGACUGCCUGAAGUGUAACACAUUUGCCGAGCUGCAGGAACGACUGGAGUGCAUCGACGGCAGUGAGGAGCCCACCAAGUUCCCGUUCGAGGAGGGGCCCGGCUCACAGAACCCUGCCGGCCAUGGGGAGGCCGAGGCUCCUCAGCGACUCGCCAGAGAGGUCUCCGAGGAGCCUGUCCAGACCAGGCCCCAGGCCGGCUCAGCUCUGGCUGGUGGCCCCUCAGCUCCCCCAUCCCCCGGGUCCCAGUCUGGCACGUCCAGGGGUCAGGGGGCCAGGGAGGGCAGCGAUCCUAAGCCCAGGCCAGCUGGCUCCCCCAGACUGGGGGUGGCCAGCCUGUCCAAAACGGCAGACUACAAGCCCCAGCCCUCGCCCUCCCAGCGCUGCAAGGUCUACACCCAGAAGGGCUCCCUGCCCGGUCCUGCCCCGCCCCCUCCACCUCCCCCACCGCCUCCUCCCCAGCCCGAGGCCCGGGCAUCCCCGGUCGGGAUGAGCCCGCAGGCGGCAAAGAGGCCGGCGGCAGAGCCGGAGGUGGCAGUUCAGCAGAGGCCACUGGAGCUGAAUGGGGAGGAUGAGCUGGUCUUCACCCUGGUGGAGGGGCUGGUAGCCAGCAGUGCCCUGGGCGGGGGCCGGCCCACCAGCAUCGCCAGUCUGGACAGCGACUGCUCUGUGCGGGCCCUGCCUUCGGGAUCCAGGCCCGUCAGCAUCAUCAGCAGCCUUCACGAGGAGCUGGAGGGCAGCCUGCCCACUUCCCUCUCACAGCUGAGCCUGGCCCAAUUCCUGCCCUUCGAUGAGCCAAGCCCAGAGGGGGAGGAGGGGGGCACGGUGCCCGUCAGCCGCCGCUCCUCAAUCAGCUCCUGGCUGAGCGAGAUGAGCACGGGCAGUGACGGGGAGCAGUCGUGCCACAGCUUUGUGGCGCAGGGCGGCGAGGGUCAGGCACAGCCCCGGCUCCCUGCUCUUGAGACAGGUGAUGUCAGCGGCCCCCAGGAUGAGGGGCCGGCCCAUGCGCAGAGCGGGAAGUUCUCCAUCAUGGACCGGUUCCUGCGCCUGCGGGAGAAGGGGUCCGAGGCCGGAGGCAGCCACCAGGUGGCGGCUGGAUCCCGCGGUGUGACAGGCUCUCCAGGGAGGGCCACCGGGUGUAGCUCCAGCCCGCUGGGCCUGGCUGCGCACCAGGGAUGCUCCCCGUCCCAGACUGAAGUCCCAGUGUACCCCAGCAUCAGUCCGAAGCCCAGUGACUCGAAUGAGGGGGGUGGGAGCUCCCAGGAGCCAUCGCCUGCACCCAGCCGGGCCUCUGGUGGAGAGCCAGAGGGCGACCAGGCCUCCAGUGGGGUGAGAUUCGAGGACCCUUGGCUGAAGCGGGAGGUGGAGGAGGAGCAGGAGGAUGAGGAGGAGGAAGGAGUGUCUGGGCUGGAGGGGAGCCACAGCUCAGAGACGAAUCGGGAUAAAGUCCAGGGCUGGGUGGGGAGUGGGGAUUGGUCCGGCGGGAGGGUGGCAGAUGGCUGCGAGAUGGCACUCAGUCCCUCCCCCAGCCAGGCCUCCGUCCUCUCAGCAGAGGGUGGAAGCGGUGGGAGCCAGGCCCCAACUCCACCUGGUCUCCGUAACGACGUUGAGGCCCCAGCCCCCUCCGGUCACCGCGAUGACAUCGAGGCCUCAGCCCAGUCCUGUCGCCAUGAUAAUGCUGAGGCCGCGGCCCAGCCUCGUCACCAUGAUGAUGCUGAGCUCUUGUCCCAGACCUGUUGCCGCGACGACACUGAGGCCCCGGCCUGGUCCAGUUGCCGCGAUGAUGCUGAGGCCCCAGCCCCGAGGACUCCCUGCCUGGGCACAGAGAGCAGCGCCUCCCCCUCACAGGCCACCACCCCUUGCAGUCCCAGGACCACCCUAGAACGCAGACUGGGCUCCCCCAAGCACGGGAUGCUGCCCAAACCCAAGGGCAUGCCACCUCUGCCCCCGGUUCGCAAGUCCAGCCUGGACCAGAGGAACAGGGCCAGCCCUCAGCACUUGCCCUCCGCCCCAGCACAGACUGGCAUCCUUGACGACUGGAAUCCUAAGGCCAAGAACCCUGUCGCAGAUGCCGGUGGAAAGGGAAGCAGCGGCAAGGGUGAGCUGGCCAGUUCCCGGACCAGCUCCCUGAACCGCAGGGGCGCUGGUCACUACGACUGCCUGUCUCUGGAGCGGCUGGGUAGUCUGAGCCCUGGAGGCCCCAAGCUGGGCGCCGGACGGGACAGCACCAUGCCCAGGACUGGCAGGAGCCUGAACCGGGCUGGCCCUGGCCCCUCCUCGCCCACCCACACAGGCCCGGCCUCCUCACCGAAGCCUGGACCCUCCAAGAUGUCGGCUGUCAGCAGGCUGCUGCUGGCCGGCCCCAAGUGCCGCAGCCUCUCGGCUUCCAGCACCAAGACCCUCAGUUUCUCCACCAAGUCGCUGCCGCAGUCGGUGGGCCGCAGCCCCAGCAUGCCCUCCCACUCCAGGAACAUGUCCUGGUCCACACAGUCGCUCAGCAGCAAGCAGAGCCGAGGUGCCUCCGGCCUGGUGGCCAAGCUACCGCUGCGUGCUGUCAACGGCCGUAUCUCUGAGCUUCUGCAGGGGGGCAGCAGCCUGUGGGCCCAGCAGACGCCCGGAGGAGGUGGAGGCGAGCCUGAGGGCCAGUCCCCAGACAAGGCCGCGCCACCCCCUCCCCAGGCCCUGCCCUCACCCUACAGCAAAGUCACGCCCCCUCGCAGGCCCCACCGUUGCAGUAGCGGGCACGCCAGCGACAACAGCAGCGUCUUGAGUGGCGAGCUGCCUCCGGCCAUGGGCAAGACCGCCCUCUUCUACCACAGCGGAGGCAGCAGCGGCUACGAGAGCAUGAUGAGGGACAGCGAAGCCACGGGCAGCGCCUCCUCCGCUCAGGAUUCCACCAGUGAAAACGGCAACUCCGUCCCCGGACGCUGCAGGAGCCUGAAGUCCCCAAAGAAAAGGACGACUGCAGGAUCCCAGAGACGGCGCCUCCUGCCCGGCCCGUCGUCUGAGGCCGCACCUAUUGCCAGGAAACCAGCCGGCAGCUCCGGCCUGCGCUGGGUGGACCUCCGGCCUGUGCAGAGGGGGAUGGCUGAGCCCUUCGAGAUCAAGGUCUAUGAGAUAGAUGACGUGGAGCGGCUGCAGAGGAGGAGGGCGGCCGAUAACAAGCUGCGGGGAUUUAUCUGUUUCAACGCAAAGCUGAAGAUACCCGAGAACCGGCAGCAGAGGAUUUCAGAGGUCAAAACCAAAUACAACGUGUUGAUGCAGGAGCUGGAGGCAACCAAACAGCGGCUGAUGUUGGAGCCCAGUAAAUGGAUCAGUGAGUUCGACCUGGACCAAGGGUUUGAGGUGGACUCACUGGAAUACCUGGAAGCCCUGGAAUGCGUCACGGAGCGACUGGAACACCGGGUCAACUUCUGCAAAGCUCACCUCAUGAUGAUCACGUGUUUCGACAUCGCCUGCGGAAGGCGUUAA
Mobula hypostoma (lesser devil ray) is the source of this 6554-nucleotide messenger RNA. RefSeq names its product kinesin family member 26Ba (gene kif26ba). Gene Ontology annotation, biological process: microtubule-based movement. The coding region runs from base 372 to 6554 and encodes 2060 amino acids. Gene Ontology annotation, molecular function: microtubule binding; ATP binding; microtubule motor activity. The record is from RefSeq and is a predicted model, not a curated record. Lineage: Eukaryota; Metazoa; Chordata; Chondrichthyes; Myliobatiformes; Myliobatidae. The transcript has 15 exons.